UGGCCCACGGGGGCUCCGUCUGCCGCGCGGGGGCCGCGGAGGUGCGGCGGCCUCUCGGCGGCCGCGCGCACGCGCGCGGCAGAGCGCGCCUGGGCGCCCGCGGAGGAGAUGCCGCCCGCGCGAGGCCUCUCGGCGCGCGCGCGGUGCCAGUAAGCAGGCCGCCGCGGCAGCCAGGGGCAUGGGCGACGCCGCUGGGGGGAAGCCCGGCGCUGCGGCGGAAUGCGCCGGCGGCCGCUGCGCGGGCACCGGCGAGGGCGGCGGCGGCGGCGGCGGGGGCCGCGUGCUGGUGUUCCGCGGCUGGGGCGAGGACAAGCCCGGCAUCGCGGGGGCCUUCAUGGCGGUGGUCGCGCGGCACCAGUGCAGGCCGCUGGACAUGACGCAGUUCCUGCUCGAGGGCACGCUGAUGUUCACGUUCGUGCUGAAGGUGCUGGAGAACGCCGAGGGCCUCAUGCGGGACGUGGCGGCGUGCGCCGACGAGAGAGGGUUGCAGCUGGACUUCCACUUCGCGGAGGCGGACCAGCUGGAGGCUCGCGACGCGGGCGGCGACAACGAGGUGGCGAUAUCCGUGGUGUCCCCGGAGCCCAUCUCGCCCGCGCUGCUCUACGACCUGGACGGCGUGCUGCUGGAGCACGGCUGCGCCGUGCACCAGAUCAACCACCGCAGCGACAACAAGCGGGACAACAACGGGGAGUACAACAAGGUGUCGAUGCGCGUGAGCUGCCCCCGCGGGCUCAAGCUGACCUCCCUCAUCAUGGGCGCGCCCCUGGGCGGUGGCGCCGCCCGCAGCGGGCUCCAGAGGGUCGCCUGGGACCACGGUGCGGAGGUGACCGCCCGGUGGUGGGACGCCAUGAACCGGCCCAACGGGAAGUCGCUGGUGGUGUUCGGCUUCUCGCACGUGCUCUGCCCGUACGACGUCCUCGACGAGCUGCUCAGGAUCGCAGGCGUGGACGUCGAGGAGGCCCUCGCGGGAGCCCCCGGAGAGCCCGCGGGCCUCAACCAGAGGAAGGUGUCGCUGCUGCAGGGGAAGCCCGCGGAGCUGCUCUCGCAGGUUAAUCCGAGGCUCACGCCGGGCGCGGAGCUCGUGUGCUGGACGCUAAAGCGCAUGGGCUUCACCCUGGCCAUCCUCACGAACACCGGCUGCCGGUCCGUCGUCGAGAGCGUCAAGAGGCGCUUGGGCAUCGACUACGUCAUCUGCCGGGACCUGGAGGUGGCCGAGGGCCGCUUCACCGGUCGGUACGCCGGCGAGCUCACCGACGUGCUUUUCCGGAAGUCGGACGUCCUGAAACUCAUGGCAGAUCGAGAAAAGAUCGAGUACAAGAAUGUCAUCGCCGUUGGCGAGCCGCUGAAGGGCCUGAAGGCUGCCAACGCCCGACUCGUCAUGGAGACCUUCGGCCCCAUGGUGUACUUCAACUCCCAGAAACAGCGGGACCUCACGGUGGCCCUCUACUUGCUCGGCUUCAACGGCACGGACGUGGCUGCACUGCGGCGGGAGCGGCGGGAGGAGAAAGCCAGUGCCUUCGCGCCACCGCCUCGAAGCGCCUUCACCCUCUUCGUCGUCAAGGUGACCUCGCGGCUGCGCGAGCCUGGGCAGCUGCGCCGGAUCUUGGAGCCGCUGGCGAAGCCGCAGGGGCAGUCCCCGCCCCAGGUCGAGGUGGCGCUCGUGAAGCAGUGCAGCCUGCAGGACGGCGGCAUCUGCCUGGGGCUGCACCUGCGCAUGCAGGCCGCCGACCCCGAGCAGGCGAUGGCGUGCUUCUCCCGCGAGUGCAAGGAGAAGGGCUUCCAAGUCCAGCACAUCGAGCACAGGACUGCCAGCACCACCGAAAUGCUUUGGCGGCACUACUUCCAGAGCCGGCACAUCAUCACCAUGGUGCAGAUGCCGCACAUUUCCAGCGCCACCCUCCGCGGCGUCCUGCAGGCCAUGGCGGCCCACGACGUGAACUGCGUGCGAAUCGACAAGCUGAGCACGCACGACCUCGUCGCGCUGCAGCUGACCGUCAACCUGCCAGGCGGCCUGGAGGUCGGCCUGCUCCGGAGGGCCCUGGCGGAGGUCUCCAACGAGCACGGAGGGGACAUCGCCUUCCAGAAGGACGGCAUGGAGCGCUGGAUGCGGCGCCUGGUCGUCUUCGACAUCGAGAGCCUCAUCGAGCAGGAGGUGAUGGACUCGAUCGCCAAGUGCGCGGGGGUCGAGGAGGAGACCAGGGCCAUCACGGAGAGAGCACAGCGCGGGGAGCUCAACUUCUUCGACGCCCUGAAGGCCAGCGUGGAGCUGCUGAGGGGCCGCCCCGCGGAGCCGCUGUUCCGCCAGGUGCGGGCGGGGCUCACCUUCACGCCCGGAGCCCGAAGGCUGUGCAGCACGCUCAAGAGGCUGGGGUACAAGAUCGCGGUCGUCUCUGGCAGCUUCCAGCCGCUCGUGCAGGAGGUGCAGGGGCAGCUCGGGCUCGACUACGCCUUCGCGAACACCCUGGAGGUCGACGAGACGACCGGAUGCCUCACCGGCGCCACCUCCGGCCCCGUGGUCACGCCGCAGCGGAAGCGCGCCCUGCUGGCGACGAUCGCGAACGUGGAGGGCUGCGAGGUGUCGCAGACGAUUGCCGUCGGGGAGAGCGCCAAGGACAUCCCGAUGCUGAACGCCGCCGGGCUGGGCAUCGCCUUCUGCGCGAAGCCCAAGGUGCAGGCCGCCACCGAGCUCCGCAUCAACCAGCGGGACCUGAGCACCGUGCUCUUCCUGCUGGGGGUCUCCGAGUACACGGCGGAGCGCCUCGCCGCCCAGGAGGAGUAGACGCCGCCGCGCGGCCUCCGCCGCCCGCGCGCGUGCCAUGCGCGACGCCCGCAGCGCGGGCCGCGGCGCCACGCGCACCUGGGCGCGCUUGGGAGAAGGGCCUCGCCUUCGAGGG
Prorocentrum cordatum is the source of this 2894-nucleotide messenger RNA. NCBI's taxonomy places the organism in Eukaryota, Dinophyceae, Prorocentrales, Prorocentraceae. The record is from the annotation of a GenBank genome assembly.